Molecule: messenger RNA, 1985 nt
Organism: Cucumis sativus (cucumber)
Lineage: Eukaryota; Viridiplantae; Streptophyta; Magnoliopsida; Cucurbitales; Cucurbitaceae
Product: aspartic proteinase-like protein 1
Exons: 10
Coding region: 175-1746 (523 amino acids)
Biological process (GO): proteolysis
Molecular function (GO): aspartic-type endopeptidase activity
Source: RefSeq, a predicted model, not a curated record
UUCACAAGGAAAGAGAAGUCUUUGGUUUUAGUGUGAAAAGUUUCAUGAUUCACCCACCCACCCACCUCUCCUUUUUUCCUUCUUUGAAUAUCAACAACUCACUUGCCCCCAACACUUCAUCUCGCUUUUACACAAGUUCAUUGUUCAGAAAUCUUGUCUUCACUUGCAGUUUCCAUGGCAAAUUGCGCCCUUCUUUUGCUCUUCAUUGCUUCUCUUUUCGUGAACUGCUCUCUUGCUCUUACGCUCUCCUUGAACCUAGUACAUCGAUUCUCCGACGAGGCUAAAUCACUUUGGGAGUCCAGGAGGACUGGCAAUGUCUCUGCGAAGUUCUGGCCGCCGACGAAUAGCUUGAAGUAUUUUCAAAUGCUUAUGGACUAUGACUUGAAGAGGCGACGGCUGAACAUCGGAUCCAAGUACGACGUGCUUUUUCCUUCUGAAGGAAGCCAGGUUAUAUUCUUCGGAAACGAGUUUAAUUGGUUACAUUACACAUGGAUUGAUUUAGGAACACCCAGUGUUCCGUUUCUCGUUGCUUUGGAUGUUGGAAGUGACCUGCUCUGGGUUCCGUGUGAUUGCAUUCAAUGUGCUCCCUUGUCUGCAAAUUAUUAUAGCGUUCUGGAUAGGGAUCUGAGUGAGUACAAUCCAGCUUUAUCAAGCACCAGCAAGCACCUUUUCUGCGGUCAUCAAUUAUGUGCCUGGAGCACAACUUGCAAAAGUGCCAAUGAUCCCUGCACUUAUAAGCGAGAUUAUUACUCAGAUAAUACAUCAACUUCUGGAUUUAUGAUUGAAGAUAAAUUGCAGUUGACAUCUUUCAGUAAACAUGGAACACAUAGCCUAUUGCAAGCCUCGGUUGUAUUUGGUUGUGGUAGGAAACAGAGUGGCAGCUAUUUGGAUGGGGCUGCUCCUGAUGGUGUCAUGGGGUUGGGUCCUGGAAAUAUUUCAGUGCCAACCUUAUUGGCACAAGAAGGAUUGGUUAGAAACACAUUUUCGCUUUGUUUUGAUAAUAAUGGUUCUGGGAGAAUCCUCUUUGGGGACGAUGGUCCUGCCACCCAGCAAACAACACAAUUUUUGCCCUUAUUUGGUGAAUUUGCUGCCUAUUUUAUUGGGGUGGAGUCUUUUUGUGUUGGGAGUUCCUGUCUGCAGAGAAGUGGAUUCCAGGCGUUGGUUGACAGUGGCUCAUCUUUUACAUAUCUUCCCGCAGAAGUCUAUAAAAAGAUUGUCUUUGAGUUUGAUAAACAAGUAAAAGUUAAUGCUACCAGGAUAGUUCUCCGGGAACUUCCCUGGAAUUACUGCUAUAAUAUUAGUACGCUGGUGUCCUUUAAUAUUCCUAGCAUGCAACUCGUGUUUCCAUUGAAUCAAAUCUUUAUACACGAUCCUGUUUAUGUCCUCCCUGCAAACCAAGGGUAUAAAGUGUUUUGCUUAACUUUAGAAGAGACAGAUGAAGAUUAUGGUGUAAUUGGACAAAACUUGAUGGUGGGUUACCGGAUGGUUUUUGACCGAGAAAAUCUUAAAUUGGGUUGGUCCAAGUCCAAAUGCCUAGAUAUCAACAGUAGUACGACAGAGCAUGCCAAACCACCUUCAAAUAAUGGAAAUGCGAAAUCGCCAAUUGCAUUACCACCAACAAAUAGGCAAGCAAUUGCACCGACUGCUGCAAGAACGUCUUCGAAAUCUUCCCUAUCUGCAUCCCAUUUUUCUCCUUUGUUGCUACUGUUGCUUGCAGCUUUUCUGGUCGCUUGUUGGAUUUGUUGAGUUCAUAAUGUAAAUGUUGGCUUUUCUGAUAUGCAGUUCAAUUACUUAAACCUCUUAUCCCUUGCUGUAAGUUGCCCUAACAUAUAGGGAAAAAUAAAUUGCAGUUUUUCUCGGUAUUUACUUACCCACAAAUGUUUUAUAGACGCCUUUUGCAAUUCACGCAUCUUUUGCAACUGCCAGUUCAACGUGCUACUGUAUCUGAACUACUACAUUGACCCUUAAAAGUUUGUUAUUGUUCA